Messenger RNA from Parathielavia appendiculata, 1703 nucleotides. Its product is annotated as decarboxylating 6-phosphogluconate dehydrogenase. The transcript is spliced from 4 exons. The record is from RefSeq and is a predicted model, not a curated record. Bases 83 to 1561 code for a protein of 492 amino acids. NCBI's taxonomy places the organism in Eukaryota, Fungi, Ascomycota, Sordariomycetes, Sordariales, Chaetomiaceae. Gene Ontology annotation, cellular component: cytosol. Gene Ontology annotation, molecular function: NADP binding; phosphogluconate dehydrogenase (decarboxylating) activity. Gene Ontology annotation, biological process: pentose-phosphate shunt; pentose-phosphate shunt, oxidative branch.
GUUUCCGCAAGCUGAGAAGCUUUCAGUUAGCCCUCGCUUCAGUAACACCAAACAUCUCGACGACAUCACCCAGCAGUUCACAAUGUCCGGCGCAGUCGCUGAUAUCGGCCUCAUCGGCCUGGCCGUCAUGGGCCAGAACCUGAUCAUGAAUAUGGCCGACCAUGGCUACACCGUCUGCGCCUUCAACCGCACCGUGUCCAAGGUUGACGCUUUCCUUGCCAACGAGGCCAAGGGCAAGUCGAUCGUUGGUGCCCACUCGGUUGAGGAGUUCGUCUCCAAGCUCAAGCGGCCUCGCCGGGUCAUGCUUCUCGUCCAGGCUGGCAAGCCUGUCGACGACUGGAUCGAGACCUUGCUGCCCCUCCUCGAGGCUGGCGACAUCAUCAUUGACGGCGGAAACUCGCACUUCCCCGACUCCAACCGGAGGACAAAGUACCUCGCUGGCAAGGGCAUUCGCUUCGUCGGCUCCGGUGUUUCCGGUGGUGAGGAGGGUGCCCGCUACGGCCCCUCUCUGAUGCCUGGUGGCAACGAGGAGGCCUGGGAGCACAUCAAGGACAUCUUCCAGAGCAUCGCGGCCAAGAGCGACGGUGAGGCCUGCUGCGAGUGGGUUGGCGACGAGGGUGCUGGCCACUACGUCAAGAUGGUGCACAACGGUAUCGAGUACGGUGAUAUGCAGCUCAUCUGCGAGGCGUACGACAUCAUGAAGCGUGGUCUGGGCAUGGAGAACAAGGAGAUCGGUGAUGUUUUCGCCACGUGGAACAAGGGCGUUCUGGACUCCUUCCUGAUUGAGAUCACCCGGGAUAUCAUGUACUUCAACGACGACGACGGCACCCCUCUCGUCGAGAAAAUCCUUGACAAGGCCGGCCAGAAGGGCACUGGCAAGUGGACUGCGGUCAACGCCCUGGACCUGGGCAUGCCCGUUACUCUCAUUGCCGAGGCUGUCCUGGCUCGUUGCCUGUCUGGCAUCAAGGAGCAGCGUGUCAAGGCAUCGACCAAGCUCGAGUUUGUUGGCCGCACCACCACCUUCGAAGGCGACAAGAACCAGUUCCUGGACGACCUCGAGCAGGCUCUCUACGCGUCCAAGAUUAUCUCGUACGCCCAGGGCUUCAUGCUCAUGCAGGAGGCUGCCAAGGAGUACAACUGGAAGCUCAACAAGCCCUCGAUUGCGCUCAUGUGGCGUGGUGGCUGCAUCAUCCGCUCCGUCUUCCUCAAGGACAUCACGGCGGCUUACCGUAACAACCCCGACCUUGAGAACCUGCUGUUCGACGAUUUCUUCAACAAGGCCAUCCACAAGGCGCAGCCGGGCUGGAGAGACGUGGUCGCCAAGGCCGCGCUGCUCGGUAUCCCGACCCCGGCCUUCUCGACGGCCCUGUCGUGGUUCGAUGGUUACCGGACAAAGGACCUGCCUGCCAACCUGCUGCAGGCCCAGCGUGACUACUUCGGUGCCCACACCUUCAGGAUCAAGCCCGAGGCGGCGACUGAGAAGUACCCGGAGGGCAAGGACAUCCACGUCAACUGGACUGGACGGGGAGGCAACGUUUCGGCGUCGACAUACCAGGCUUAAAAAAGCGAGCCGGAGCACGAGUUAAUGAUGGAAAUCGGUUCUGGGUGGGCAGCUCAUGACUUGAAAGUAAAGUAAAAUGGAGCUAGAGAUACAUGGUCUGUUAAUCUGUCCGUUCUGCUCGAGAAACAUGAGCCAAACGCCG